AUGCCUUUUGUCAGUCCUGCACGUUCAAGUUCACGUCUACGCUCAGGUUCACAUCAUCAGCAUCCAGGUAGUAAUCUUCCUCCCCGUCUUCAAAAAAAGCAGAAUCCAAAAUCAGAGUCUACUACUACCCUUAGUAGUAUCUGGAAGAAAUCGGCAUUCAUCCGCUACUGCUGCUUGGUUGAUCUCUUACGCGGCGGCCAGAGACAAGAACACCUAAGCAAGAAGAAUAAAAAGAAGAAGGCGGUCUUGGUCGUUGUUGUGGGCGCGGUUCAUAGGCGGCGAUUGUCCCCGACGCUUGUGGUGCGGGAACGGAGGCGGCGCGGACAUACCAGUGCUGGGAGUGGGAAGAAGAAGGGCAGUCCUAGGACGAGUUAUACAGGAACAGGAACAGGAGCAAGAGCAGGAACAGGAGCAAGAACAGGAGCAAGAACAGGAUCAGGAACAAGGGCAGGGGGGUCAGCAAGGUCUGGGAUUGUCAAUCAGAGGGCCUCCUCCACGACCACUUCCCUGAGGACUUCCGGCGUCACAUCGGUUUAUAACCCCACAGCUCCGCUCCCGCCCAUACCGCAGGAAGAAGAGGAAGGAACAUCGAGCUUGGGCCUGGACCGAGUAGAGGAAGUAGAAGAAGAUACACAGGCAUCAUCAUGCCCUCCGACAGCGGCGCGGCAUCCUCUGAUCAUCUUUGUCCGUGCGUACAAGAAGCGACGGCGGAACCAAGCGGGCACCGAGAAACAGGAUGAGGAGGCAGCAAAUGCCGCCGCCACAGCCGACACCAAGACUGGUAAACAUCGGCGGAGCGGCGCGAGUAGCAGCUUUGGCGGCGGCAGUGGUGAAAGAGGCGGCGGUCGCGAUGCGGAGGAUGUGAUCAGCCCGGUACCCCGCGCGGCGCACUCCCACCAGGAGGCACGGGACAUUGUUGAGCAGGGCUUCCGCCGCAGCCGGCGGUCGGGCGACGGGGUUGAGCGGGGCGUGGUAUUUGGGCAGGGCUACAGCGUGUGGAACGGGCCCGGGCAGCAGCAGCAGGACGAAGGUGCGGCGCCGGUCAUUGGCAAGAUUGAGCGCAUCAUGGGCAAUCCGCUGUCAAACGACUUCUACACAGACCGUGCGAGCGGCAGUGGCCACUCGCGGAAUAACAGCGCUGCAAAGGCAGCAGCAAAGGAGAAGAAGAGGGAGUCGAAGAGACACAGCUAUCCUGUGGUCAACACGAAGAAUGCACCGCUGAGGACGUCUUCGGCGAGGCCGACUACGGCGUUGGAGCUGGACACAAACCUGUCACCCGUGUCGCCAGACGAGACAGAGCUGUCGACUGCGCGCGACUUCUCACCCUAUAGCGGAGACAACGGCAUCUUCAAGUCACUGUCACCGCCCCCAGCGGCACCAGCUGCUAUUGCGCUGCGGUAUCCGAACGUGACGGCCCUGGUGCGAGCCAACAUCCCCGGCGAGUCGGCGUCGAAGCGGUCGUCGUUCCGAUCAUCGCAUCGGACGUCAAGCCGAUUCUCAUACACGCAGCUGCACGACGGGACAAAUCUCUCGGACCACAUCUCGUCGCAGUACAGCCGCUCAAAGAAGGAGCAGAAGUCGCCGUCUCCCAUCCACAUCGAGAAAGUCAAUACACCCGAUCCCCUCCCAAGUCCGCCUGCCUGGGCGGCGUUUGGCGGGUUCGACACCUCACGGAACUCGAAAUCAUCGUCUUCACAGCCAUCCAGGAUCUCCACACUCUCCUCUGGUACCGACAAGUCUGCAGAGCAAUCCGUCAAGAGCCACGGUCACGGCCACAGACUCUCGUGGAACGGCCGGAGCGUCCUAGACCUCGACCCAGCUCCGCCACCAGUCCCUUCAAAGCACUCGCCAACCCCACCGCCCAUCGCGCCCUCCUCCCCUACCCCCUCCUCCCCCUCCCGUCCACUCCGCCGAAAGGACAGAAACAUCCCCAUCGAGCCCAGCUCGCCACCAAAGUUUGCAACAGCCCCAAGAGUCCGCACAUCCGCCUUCGGGCCCUCCCGCCAAAAGAACUACCCGCAGCUUCCGCCCAUCCCGCCAGACCCAGAGGACGUCGCCAGCGGCCAGCUGUUCCUACCAACGCUCAUGUCCCGCUCCGGGUCCAACUCAAAAAUGUCAGUCCUCUCAGUGCCAUCCACAAUCUCGUCCUUAAACACCAUCAACACCAUUACCCGCUCCACAACAGGGCUCUCGCCCACGCCUGCGCGCCAGUAUACACCACGCAACACGCCAGAGCCGUUGGCGGUGGCGCCGGAUGCGAGCAGCAGGAAAAGUAUUGGUGCGAGUACGAUACUGACGGAGACGAGCGAGACGUCGAAUAUGACGGCGGCAGAGCUCGAGCUGGAGAUGAGGAAGAUUAGAGAUCGGGCGAAGAGGGCGUCGGAGGAGAGGAGGGGAAGUAGGGUGAGGUAUGAGCAGAGUUGGUUGGCGGAGGAGGAGGCGGAGAGUUCGAGACCGGGCCAGGGGGUGGGGCAUAGGUUCUUUUGA
This is a messenger RNA of Morchella importuna, 2487 nucleotides long. RefSeq lists its product as uncharacterized. The coding region runs from base 1 to 2487 and encodes 828 amino acids. NCBI's taxonomy places the organism in Eukaryota, Fungi, Ascomycota, Pezizomycetes, Pezizales, Morchellaceae. The record is from RefSeq and is a predicted model, not a curated record. The transcript is spliced from 2 exons.